Molecule: messenger RNA, 1179 nt
Organism: Orbilia oligospora ATCC 24927
Lineage: Eukaryota; Fungi; Ascomycota; Orbiliomycetes; Orbiliales; Orbiliaceae
Exons: 1
Coding region: 1-1179 (392 amino acids)
Molecular function (GO): protein binding
Source: RefSeq, a predicted model, not a curated record
AUGGGUCCCUCAACCAUCCAUGAUCAAUUCAUGAUCCCUACCCGAACAUCUCCAGCCACAAUUGGUGACCUCCCAAUCGAACUUCACCAACAAGUUCUCUCCUAUCUCCCCUGGCGAGACCAGCUCAACUGUGAACAUGUUUGCAAAGCCUGGCGUGAGGAUCUUCGGGGAAGAGUUUCAAAACCCCGUAGUAUCGUCGCACCCUGGCUCCCUCAACAAGACUUCGAUCUCGCCCUCUACGGUGCUUUGGUAGUCCACACCUUGGUUACGAAUGGAACAACAUUCGCAUUCAAGUGUACCGAAGGAUAUAAAUUAUAUCCAAGCGAGGAAAUAGUUUCUGAGUCAAUCUUUCAAGAACUUGGGGGUGCAUUGGAAGGCGAAAACUUCGAGGCUGUCCAAUGUAUCUCUGAGUUUAAUUUCAUUGAGAAAGCUGGAACAGGGGCGAAUAUCAGGUUUGAAAAAUAUCCUUUGGCCAAUCUCUCGUUUUUGAAUGAUAUGUUGGUCAAUCCUGCUUUCGUCGAUGAGGACGAAAUCAGAAAGUUGUACGUCAGGUUUGUUCUGCAGGAGUUGGCCCCACCAGUCGAAGAAAAUAAGGAAGGAGAAGCUAGCAUUCCCUCAGACCAAACGGCAACCGACAGUAACAACAGUGGUGAUGGAGAUGGAAAUAACGAUGAUGAUAAUAAUGAUGGCGAUAACAAUGAUGAUGAUGAUGGAGGCGAUGACGAUGGGGACAACGACAGCGACUCGGAUGAUGAUGAAGACCCCAACGGUCCCGUCUACACAACCCUCAGCUCGGGCCAAUUCACAACCGAUGUAAACCUCAAUCCUGACGGCUGCAGCACAGACAUCUUCUAUCGACUUACCCUUGGCACUCUUCUCUUCAGAAUGCGCGAAAACCUUCUCAGAGAUAUCAUCCGCGUUAAGGGCCUCGACCCGGAUAACCCAACUUAUCCGGAAGAUUUGGGAGCCCAAGAAAUAGUUCAACUGGACAACGAACGAGCCAUCAAAAAGAGGGAGUACGAAGCUGGCACGGUCAUUAUCCAGGAGCUUCAAUUCGAGAGAUGUCGAGAAAAUCAGGCUUUGAGUAUCUCAUUCAGCGGCAUGAUUGUUUCGGAGGAAUCUUUGAAGCCUUGGGCCGCAGAGUUUGGCACUGAAGCCUCGAGCUCUUCUCAGAACUGA